AUGGUGCACUUUGACGCGAUUCGGGCUCCCUUACGCUCUCGGGCGAAGUGGCGCGCCACUCGUGUCUGGAAGUCGGAUGACAAUGACAUUCUGCAGCAUGUCGUUGAUCCGGCCUCUAAAAUGUCUAGUGAGCAGACACUCUACAAUUGCGGCGUUGGGGGUAUCGGCAGCAGUGGUAGUGGUGGAGGAGGUGCCGGCAGCGGCGAAUCGGGCUUCGUCUCCUGUCAGUCCUACGGUCUUCUCUGCCUACCUUUCCUCGCACCUCCCUCUCGCUGUAAAUCGAAGUCCAGCGUUGAUUCCGCCCCUUCCCUGAAUAUCAGUGGUUCCACCACGUCUGCAGCCAUGAAGCAACGCCGUUGCCUCUCCUUGGAUCGUCUGGACGCCGAGAUCGCAUCUCAAUUUAACAGUGAUAGGGAGUUCCCCAUUAAUGAGGACUACUCCGGCUACUAUCUUAGUGAUGAAGAUGAUCUGAACAUCGAAUUUGACCCAGCCAAGGCUACAAAUGUGGAUGACUUUCUGCCCUUCCUUGCCUUUGACACCCUCAAGCGUCCAAUCAAACUACUCCAUAAUACAGGUGGUCUACUGCCCGACCUGGAGUUCCCAGACUCGGACAUCAGUUCAUGGGCACCGGGUGAUGUGGAUAGCCUGUCUGUGGUGAAUGGACAUCCAGACAAAACCACCUGCAAUGCCUCCACACAGACCUGGUUCACGGGUGUGGUCACUUCGGCCGAGUUCUACCACGGUCCUACGUGCACACACGAACAACUUCAGGCGGUGAAGGAGUGA
This is a messenger RNA of Echinococcus granulosus, 786 nucleotides long. RefSeq lists its product as hypothetical. NCBI's taxonomy places the organism in Eukaryota, Metazoa, Platyhelminthes, Cestoda, Cyclophyllidea, Taeniidae. Bases 1 to 786 code for a protein of 261 amino acids. The record is from RefSeq and is a predicted model, not a curated record. The transcript has a single exon.